Messenger RNA from Doryrhamphus excisus (bluestripe pipefish), 1856 nucleotides. Lineage: Eukaryota; Metazoa; Chordata; Actinopteri; Syngnathiformes; Syngnathidae. The record is from RefSeq and is a predicted model, not a curated record.
AAAGCGGUAGAAAAUGAAUGAAUGAAUGAAUGUAUAAUCACAAAUGCUAAAUCUGCCCACAGAUUUUGAGGCGCGUCAAAACCUCAGGAUCCAUGUUGGAAAUGGCAGACGCCAGCGCUGUCCUCAGAAGAUUGGAACUGGAGGGUGUGUCCGUGAAGGAGGCGCUGGCGGGACAUGCUCCAGAUAACACUGCCGCACACCGAUGAUCACAUGAGGCCUAUUUAAUGACCUCCACUUCCUCAUGGUGUCUCUGGGAGCCGAAGACAAAGGUGUUACUCGGCGUCUGCUGGAAGGCCUCCAGGAAUUGGCUAAGACGCCAGGCAGCAAUUACAACCAUGAGCUGGCAGGAUCUGUAGGCAUGCCCUUGUGUCAGGCCUUGAUGGAAUAUCAGGGAGGAAAUUACAGCGAAACUGUGGAGUUAAUGUACCCCAUACGCUACCGUAUCGUGGAGUUGGGGGGCAGCAAUGCACAGAGAGACGUCUUCUAUCAACUGCUUAUUCACGCAGCCUUGAAAUCGGAGAAUACGCAUCACCAGAAACUUGGAAGGUAUGCCCUGCAAGGACUUCCACAUCUGUGCCUGUCUUCAUCUGUUCGACUGGAGAGAGAUGAUAUAGUGAUAAUGGCAUGAAAUGGAAUGGUCCAGUCGUUUUUCCAUGUGCAACUGCAUUCAAAAUUAUUCAACCCGGGAAAAAAUAGGAAAAAAUAAAAAUCAUGUUCAAAUGUAAUCUUAUUAUGACUUGGAAAUUAGCUUUUUCUAAUACACUGAACCAUUUUGGUGGUUUCCUCACUCCCAAUUAUUCAACUCCUUAAAGGGAACUGCCCUUUUUUGGGUUCACAAUCCUCACACAAGACACAAGUUAAUAUGAGCUAGCCAACAAUGCACAUCCUCGGGAUACACCUAUUUAGACUAUUAAGCCCUCUAAAAAAAAAACAACUUUGCAUGGUUUGAUAUACAUGCUAUGAUAGUUUCAGUAUCUUGUCGUAUUUUGAUGAUUUCAAACACUACCGAAACGCAUUUCGCGACGACACUUACGAUGUCCGUUUUCCUCGGGGUGGCUGUAUCUUCCAGCACAAGAUGUGUACUCCUGUCCUAAGGUAUAAAAAAAAUGCUGACGGCAAAGAGUUUUUGUAGCGAAAUUGAGAGUUAAGUAUCCACUCUUCCGUCUGUGAAUGACGCUGAGACUAGCAUCGUAUUAGCCCGCGAGAUAAAAAUAGUUUUUCAUGUUAGCCGCCACAAUAAUAAUGUUGCUGUAUCUUGGUUAAUAUACAAGUCCGUUAUGGAAAUGCAACACUGUUGCCGUUUUUUUUAGUUUUUUUUUAGUGAGUGCUUUAGCGUCAACAUAGUUAUUUCCCAUGACGUCCGUUGUUAGCAAGCUCAUAUUAACUAUUAAUUUCCUAAGGAUUGGAAAUGAUGGGCAAAAUUCCAAAUAAAGUCAGUAUCAGGUGUUGAAAACCCUUGUGGAUUUUGAGCGAACCAUAACGAGGAACGAUACAACAGAUGUACAACGACUGUGAUUCUCAGCUCCUUCUCCACAGUCUUGUGUUCGAUUCCAAUAGAUCUCUUCUGGUGUGAGCGCGACGCCAUGAGGCCAAACUCCCCUCUGACUGAUCGUCUGAAGCAGAGAGCCGUGGCUCUUCACGACUAGACUUAUUGCAAGGAGCAAAGACCCACCCUUAUCUGAUGCUCGCUCCAGUGUGUGGUGUUCAGGGACCCUUGGACCAACUAAGUGCUGUAAUAUGGCUUUGUCAUGAUGCGAAAAAAUGUAUCAAGACUGAAAAGUAUGCUAGAUAAGCGCCUAUACUGUAAUCUUUCUACAAGAUCAAUGUGUCAAUGCCAUUAAAAGGAAGCUUUCCAA